Messenger RNA from Pyricularia pennisetigena, 564 nucleotides. RefSeq lists its product as uncharacterized. The coding region runs from base 1 to 564 and encodes 187 amino acids. The record is from RefSeq and is a predicted model, not a curated record. Lineage: Eukaryota; Fungi; Ascomycota; Sordariomycetes; Magnaporthales; Pyriculariaceae. The transcript has 2 exons.
AUGUCGAACAUCCCGCAUCCCGGCCUUUUCCCCGAAUCAUCGGCGCCAUCUCCAGCUUCCCACUACUUUUCCAACUUGGCGGCUUGCGUCCCAGCAUCCACCUUGGUUGCGCUUUUGUACCGAGCGGCUUCCCAUGAGGACAACAACAAUCUCAUCCCGCUUAUAAUUGCUCUUGGAGUUACUUCAAUUAGCUGGAUAGUCGGGAACAUGGUCGACAUGAAUCUAUCCGCCGGCGCGAUGCAGCUCUGGCUUCUCAAUUCGGCCACGCAGCGCCAUCUGAAUUCAAUUUCCAUAAUGGCGAAGAGCAUCGAGGCGGAGGAGCCCGACAACGCACUGGUCCAAAGCCUGCCGUUGCGGCUUUGCGAAUUGAGGGAAGAGCAGGUGGCGGCAGAGCGGGAGGGCGGCCUGUUUGCGAUGCGCUCCGACGGGCCACAGGUGCGAAGCCAGCAGAAAGUCUGCAACGAGCUGGAAGUCAUGUGUCUCGAGGUGGAAGUGGAGCUUCGGGCCACCACGAAGCGCGGGCUCGAGCGCUAUGUUGCCUCUUUGGGGAAGCUGGAGGAGUGA